AUGGCGGACUCCGACGCGAGUUCUGGCUCAAGUAGCAGUUCCAGUUCAGAUUCUGUAUUAAUUCGCGUACCUUUAGACCAAAAAAGACGUAAAAAACUACGUGCACAGCUACAAGAAGACCAGCGUCGACAACGUGAGCAUCAGUCGUGUCUUGUGGCUUCUCCACGGCCAAAAUCACGCUCUAAAUUACUUCAAACGGACUCUGAAAUGGACAGGAAUAAGGGUGAACACAUUUGUGUCGUUUGUGAGCAAGAAGGCGAUGAUCUGAUUGUUUGUAUAGGUCCAUGUAUCUCUGCUUUUCAUAUACAUUGUCUACCAAGUGAUAGCGAUGCGAUGGAAGCUCAGAAGGAAGCCUGGUUGUGUCCAAAUUGUAAGAACAAGACCCACGCGUGCUUUCACUGCAAACGGACUGGAAUUGAAAUGCUUGCAGACGAUACAUCAACUACAGGAAACUUGGAGUUGGAGAGGACCAAGAAACCUGUACGGAAAUGCCGUGCAUUAUCAUGUGGUAAAUUCUAUCAUCAAGAAUGUAUCACGCAGUUUCCAUUGGCGAGAAUUGCCAUCAAUACGCAUUUUAUCUGUCCACUGCACACGUGUGCAGGCUGUAAUCAAUCAGGUGCACAACAAGAAGCUGUGAGAUGUAUGAGAUGUCCUGUAGCUUAUCACGCACGUUGCUUGCCAUCGAAUUGCGUACGGCAGAUCUCGUCCAAGUUGAUCAUUUGUCCAAAACAUGGAGAGCGAUUAAAGAUGACGGAAGAUCGGGGCGAAGGUGGCAGUGGAAACGUUGAGGGUGAGGUGAAACCACUGGCAAAGAACGCAGUAUACAAGCACUUGAGUGAUGUGCAAGCACGGCAAGGAGAGAAAGAGGACGAGGUUAUGUCGGAAGCGUCGGCUGUCAGUGUUAGCAGCGCGAGGAGGAAGGAAAAAAAGGAGAAGCGAGAGAAGCGCGACAAGAAGAAAAAGAAGAAGAAGAAGAAAAGAGAUAAACAUAAGGAAAAGAGGGACAUUUCGGCAUCGCAAGGCAUUGGUGGAUACGACAACAGGGAUGAAGAAGGUGGUAGAAUGAAGCGAAGGCGAGGUAAGAGAGAAUCAAUGGAAGCGAGUGGAAGUAGUUACUUUCAGCGGGCAGAUACGGGCAAUCCUUUGACGUUGUCUAGCCGUCACCCAGACCUUACAGCCGCUUCACAAUCUGUCGGAUCUGCAGAAGCGCGGGUAUUUAGAUCACCAACAUUGUCGCUUACGCCUUUAGAAAGUCGUUCGACGGCUUCAAAGCGGGCAAAGGAGCGUUUGAAAGACGAAUCAGGACAGAGCGACGAUGAUGAUUCCGAUGCCUCGCUGUGCAGUCCUUCGUCAAAGAAAAAGCUCUCACUUGUCUGCCAUAUGGUUAGUCAACAAAAAGGCACUCAAUCAACGUCACGAAAUGCGAGUUGGGUCGUCAAGGACGAAAUGUGUGCUGCCAAGUCAUCAUCGACCAUGGACGAUUAUGAAGUCAAAGAAGCAGCAAGAUUUCUGGUUUCUUCUUCUCCAGUUCCUGUGAGCCCAGCAUGUGAUAAAGACUCAUUAGCAGCUCGAUCAUCUACGGAAGAGGAUACACCAGGUUUUAAAGUCGAACACAUAAGUGAUGAUCAUGAAGUAUGCGAUGAGGAUGCUAGCGUUCAUCGAGAGCGACUACAAUCUACUGAAGCAAGCUUGGUGCUCAAGCAUGUACCUAGUGAAGAUGACGAUGACGAUGAUGAAGGUGCUGCUGAGUCUACAACGCUAACUGCGGAUGCAACACCAAGAUCUAAUAGGGCAUGUGGUCAUAGUAAAAAGAAACGAAAGAACAAGGCUAAACGAGAAGCGCAGCGCAUGCAAAGGAGGGAAACCAGCGACGAGGAGGAGAAAGAAGAAGAAGAUGACGAAGAGGGGAACGAGGCGAAGUGGGUUCAAUGUGACAGCUGCAAGAAGUGGCGAACAGUGCCGAGAGACUUUGAUUUGGAUACGAUGCCCAAGCACUGGUACUGCAAUAUGAACACAUGGGACGAACGGUACGCGUCCUGUGCCGUAGCUGAGGAAGUGGUGAAGACAAAUAUAUCUCCUCAAGCAGGCAAGAGGAGAUACAAACUAAAGAGAUCAAAGUCAGCAGCUACUAGUACAGGAGAUGAUGGUGGCUAUUCUUCUUCGGAAUCAGGUCCCUUGAGAAGAUGUGGAGGGUCAUUUAAGGGCUCGUUAUCUGACAUGGCCGUGAUAGAAGAAAAAGAUAAAAGCUCUAGGUAUAAGAACAAGGACAAAACGACCAAAAAGCGUAAGAUUACGAAGCAACUCAAGGAAAAAUACCGUGAAGUCAAAUGGGUACAAUGCGAGAGUACACAAUGUGGUAAGUGGCGCAUUGUCCCAUCAUCGAUUAAUUUCGAUCGACUGCCAGCGGUUUGGUACUGUCAUCUCAAUACGUGGGCUCCUGAGCUAGCAAAAUGCAGUGCACCCAACCCCACGGAGGUUGAUGUGUUUUUGCUGAAACAGGCGAGGAAGGAAGGCCGUCCAUCUAAAAAAGCAAGGGCGUCUUCAUUGACUGGAGACGCUGCACCAUCAGUAUCUGUGUCGGCUACUUCGGGUGCCGCUAUGGCGCCAACAUCUUCUGUGAAUGAUUUAACAAACUUUGGUAAACUGAAUUCAACGAAGCACGGUAAAGGCUCAAAGUUGACGGCAUCAGGGGCAGGGAAUGCAGUGUCGAUAAUGGAAGGGGCUAACAGCGGCAAUAGCAACAGUACAGACGCAGUUUGCUCUAUCAAAGGAAGGGGUGGGCGAGGACACAAUAACAGCAGCAGCGGAAGUUCCAGUGGCAUUAAAAAAACAGUGCUGGAGUGGGCGCAGUGUGAAAAGUGCAACAAGUGGCGUAAACUACCGCAGCAUAUUAAAUCAUCUACUCUACCCGAUAAAUGGUACUGCUCAAUGAACCACUGGGAUCCAACACAUGCCAAGUGUAGUGUACCAGAGGAAGCAGACCAGGAGUCUCUACCACUACCAGCUCACCCUGGUUCGCAGUGGCACAAGGGAGGACAAAACAAGGGUCAGCGUCCUAGACGAGGUAAACUGAGCUACUCGGAACUACUGUAUGGCAGUACGGGGCAGCUACGAAAAGCAUACACGGGAGAAUCUUCUACACAAUCAUUUGAGUAUGAAGGCGUGACAUACCACCGCGAUGGCCAGUAUAAGCACAGCAGUAUGUAUGUGUCCCCCGCAACGAUGGCAGCGGCAGUUACGAUGGCAGGGUGGAGCGGUAGUGACCGAGUGAAGCGAGAGACUACAUGCAGUCAUGAUGUUGCAAAAGGCAGCUGUUUGAAGCAUAAUACGGUAUUAGCAGCGGCACCUCAGGCGAACGUCGAUCAUGUGGCUGCGUUGGUACUUAAAAGCAUGGAUUUGCGCCGGCAUCACAGUGUUUCAGAGCUUGUAGAUGCUGUCAACUCAGCAUACACAGCUUCAGAAGCUGCUCCGACUGGCCUCGCAUCGCUGGUGGUGGUCACCGCUGCCUUGGGUCAGCUUGAACACCGUGGCUUGGUUGUGAAAGUGACUGAAGUAUCUGACGAAAGUGGAGAAGACGACGAGUCUACUCAAAAGCAAAGAAGAGCAGAGACGCUCUUUGAUGGAGCAUUUUCAUUACCUACUCAUUAUCGUAAGGUGCCCACGAGGCCUUUGAAAGCUUCAAAGUUUUGGAAGUUUGGGACCAAUGUGGUGGUGCUCUCGCCCGUAAAGGAUUUAUAA
Peronospora belbahrii is the source of this 3738-nucleotide messenger RNA. Lineage: Eukaryota; Oomycota; Peronosporomycetes; Peronosporales; Peronosporaceae. The record is from the annotation of a GenBank genome assembly.